CAACCCGAGAAACAUGCUGUGAUUGCUGCUAUUUUGAUUGACGACAGAGUGCGCCGUCAGAUUUCGGACGCCAUUCGAGGCAUUCUUGCAACUGCCGCCGACAUACGACGCACUACCGAACAGGAUCUCGUGCUUCGACAAGCUAUCUCCUAUGUGCAAACCAGUUGGCCCAUCUUUACUCUCACUGACGAUCUUCAUCAGCUCUUCCUGCGUCGAGCAUCGUUGUCUGUGGUGGAUUCCUGCUUCAUGUUUGCAGCCUGUGUGGUCAUUCCUCCUUCACUUCGACCUGUUGUGCUACGCCAGUUUUAUGCUACUCAACCUGGUACCAGUUGA
Molecule: messenger RNA, 333 nt
Organism: Dibothriocephalus latus
Lineage: Eukaryota; Metazoa; Platyhelminthes; Cestoda; Diphyllobothriidea; Diphyllobothriidae
Source: the annotation of a GenBank genome assembly